Molecule: messenger RNA, 5786 nt
Organism: Vespa crabro (European hornet)
Lineage: Eukaryota; Metazoa; Arthropoda; Insecta; Hymenoptera; Vespidae
Gene: SK
Product: small conductance calcium-activated potassium channel protein
Exons: 13
Coding region: 1574-4768 (1064 amino acids)
Biological process (GO): potassium ion transmembrane transport
Cellular component (GO): neuron projection; neuronal cell body; plasma membrane
Molecular function (GO): small conductance calcium-activated potassium channel activity; calmodulin binding
Source: RefSeq, a predicted model, not a curated record
UGUGUCUCGUCGGCCGGCUCGUGCGAUACCACGCGCGAACGCUCUCUUUUUCUCUCCCCCUCUCUCGCUCUCUCUCUCUCUCUCUCUCUUUCUUUCUCUCUCUCUCUCUCUCUCUCUCUCUCUUUCUCUCUCCCUCUCGUUCGCUCGCACGCUCGCUUCUCAUUUCGUUUUUCGUCGUCGUCGAACCAACGAGAAAUUUUUUUUCUCCCGACCCGAUCGCGAAAGGAAUACACAUUGAUAAAAUAUUCGAUUAUUAAGGGCGUCGUAUUAUUAAAAUUUAUAAGAGGAGAGAGGGAUUGAUAAAAAAGGAAAAGCGGGAAAAAAGAAGAAGAAAAAGAUAAAGAUAAAGAUAAAGAAAAAGAAAAAAGAGCAGGAGGAGGAGGAAAAGGAGAAGAAGGAGAAGAAGAAGAAGAGAGGAGAGGAAGCGGAGAGUGCGUAGGUAGUUUUAGGUGUAGUCCGUAGUAAUUAGUAGUAGUAGUUUGUAGUAAUCGGGGAGUACGCGGGGCGGUAGGGCGGUUGGGCGCGCGCGCGCGCGCGCAACCCCCGAAAGAAAGGAAAAGUUCGCGCGCCAACGCAUACGUCGUCAUCAAAGUUACCCUCGUGCUCGUCGUCUUCGCUUGCGGACUCGUCGUCGUCGUCGUCGUCGUCUACGUCGUUCGUUUACGUCGUCGUCAUCUACGUCGUCGUCGUCGCCUACGUUGUUGUUGUUGUUGUUUUGUUGUUACUGUCUGAAAAUAAAGGAAAAUAAAAAAUAGAAGAAAGAAAGAAAGAAAGAAAGAAAGGAAAGAAAGAAGGAAGGAUAUAAAGAAAUAUAAGCUGCAAGAAAGAGAAGAAAACGUAAACGGCGGUGGUGGUUAAAAGCGAUCAAACAAGGGAGGUUAAACGCGCGCGUACUCGUAUAUAGUCGUGUGAACGAGGAGGAAGAAGUGUUGGAGGGGAUUGGUGGACGUGUUGGUAAAGAAGGAGAAAGAGUAAGGAGGAAGAAGACGAAGAAGAAGAAGGAAGAGGAAGAGGAGUAGGAGGAGGAAGAGUAGGGGUGAACGGACGAAGUGUAGUUGCCGCAGGUCAGGGAAGAAAAUUUCGUCGGACGAUAAAAGAUCUUACGAAGAAACGAAGGAAAGAGGAAAAGUAGGAAAUAGUGUAGGAGCUAAGAGGGAGGGUAGAAGUGGUGAAGGUGUUGGAAAAGGGAUUAAAGGGUGGUCAGAAAAAAAAAAAAGAAAAGAAAAGAAAAGGACGAAAAGAAGAAGAAGGAGAAGAGGAAGGUGAAGAGGAAGGAGGAAGAGAAGAAAGACGAGAAGGAGAAAGAGAUACGGAGAAGGGGAAUGCUUGGCAAGAAAAAUAGUUUAGCCGAUGGACGAGCUUCGCAGUAGUCGUCGUCGUCGUCGUGGCUGCACGCUACCGUCUCGUUACGGAGGGACGCUGAGAAAAUGGAGAGAAAGGCGUGAUCGGUGUUAACGUUAAGAGAGAGAGAGAGAGAGACAAAGAGAGAGAGAGAGAGAGAGGGAGGGAGGGAGAGAGAGAGACAGAGACAGAGAGAGAGAGAGAGAGAGAGAGAGAGAGAGAGAGAGAGAAAAUGAACGCAAACGGUAACGUUGGCUCUCAGGAGGGCGGCAAUGGUAACGAUUAUGGUGUUAGCAACGAAGAAACCGCCGCCCUUCUGAGUAGGGCACCACCGCCGCCGGUGGUGGUUGCCGCGGCGUCUCAGGGCAAGCCAGUGCUAACGCGACAGAAUAGGGCAACUUUUUUGGUUGCCUCGCCGCAACUGUCAGUGUCUGGACUUGGCGGCUCCGAGGAGAGCGGCACCACCGAAGAUCCGGCAACAAGAUCUGUACCCGACAUCGAAUUACAUUGUCGAUUGGACGGUGAAUUUCAACAACAAUCUCAGCAACAGCUGCAACAACAACAACAACAACAACAGCAACAACAGCAACAGCAGCAACAACAGCAGCAGCAGCAACAGCAGCAACAACAACAAUUGCAACAACAGAUCGUACCACCUACGAUUUAUCGAUCCAGACAGGUGUCUCAUCAGUAUAAUCGUUGCCGAUGCGAUCGAAGGGAUUCUCUUGCUCCAUCCUCUGCCCUACACUUGGCACGUAGCGUUUCAAGAGAGAGCGUAAAGAGCGGACAUCAUUGCUGUCCUUGUCAAGCACCACCACCACCGGUACUUGUAACAACCUCUCCAAGUGCACGGAUAAUACGUCAAAGUUCUCAACCAGAGGCCUGCUGUUGUUCCGGAUGUUGUUGCAACUUACAUGCCGGCAUAGCGCCGAGUGCUGCCUCUCUACGGCAAUUACGCGAGCCCGGCGACGGAAUUGCCGGCAUAGCUGCGGAUUCAUUGAGAAUCAACGGUGGAAUACGACAAUUCCGACAGUUUCCCUGGUGGUGCAAAUCGUCAUCGUCAUCGAUGGCGACAACGCCUCCCCCGCCAACGGCUAUGAUGCCCGCUUCCGGUUCCGGUUCCGGCUCCGGUACUCAGGGCGUCGUACUCUGUCCACGUACGCUGUCUCAGGUUCGACGAUCACGACUACGCAGAGCCCUCACCGAGGCUACCGCAGAGACCGUUGGCUACGUCAAGACGUUGCGGAAGCCAGUGUCGACACUCUCGAUUCCGGGUGCGAUGAAGAACAGCGGUGGAAGUGGUGGUGGUGGUGGUGGUGCUGGUGGUGCUGGUGGUGGUGGUGUUGGAGGUGUUGGAAGUGGAGUCGGUAGCAGUGGUGGAGGAGGAGGAGGAGGGGGUAUCGGAGGUGCAGGUUGCGGAAGUGCAGGAGCUGCGAACGCAGGCGAGGAUGCUGGAAUUGCAUUAGUCGGUGUUCACAGCGAGUAUCCACGUUACGUCGACGAAAGGGUAUUAGGAGGAGGUCCUAUGAAGGGACCCUCGGCUGGUAGUAUAGGACCUGGCUCCAAACAUAAACCUAACGUUGGUUAUCGUCUCGGAAGACGGAAGGCACUCUUCGAAAAACGCAAACGCAUAAGUGAUUAUGCACUCGUUAUGGGAAUGUUCGGCAUCAUUGUCAUGGUCAUCGAAAACGAACUCUCCAGCGCCGGCGUUUACGGAAAGGCCUCGUUUUACUCGACAGCACUGAAAACCUUGAUCUCCGUGUCUACUGUGAUACUGCUUGGCCUCAUAUUUGCUUACCAUGCCUUAGAAGUUCAGUUGUUCAUGAUCGAUAACUGCGCGGACGAUUGGAGGAUCGCUAUGACCUGGCAGCGGAUCUCCCAGAUUUCGGUUGAAUUGCUGAUAUGCGCGAUCCAUCCGAUACCCGGGGAAUAUUAUUUCCUAUGGACGACCAAGUUGGCGAAUAAGGGUGGCGACAUUGGCUCCAAAUGGGUGCCGUACGAUGUCACCCUCUCGCUACCGAUGUUCCUUAGACUCUACCUCAUCUGCCGGGUGAUGUUGCUACAUUCGAAGCUCUUCACCGAUGCAUCCUCGCGCAGCAUAGGAGCAUUGAAUCGCAUUAACUUCAACACACGUUUCGUCUUGAAAACCCUGAUGACUAUAUGCCCGGGUACGGUGCUAUUGGUCUUUAUGGUCUCUUUAUGGAUCAUUGCCUCAUGGACGUUGCGACAGUGCGAAAGAUUCCACGACGAGGAACAUGCGAAUCUUCUCAACGCCAUGUGGUUGAUUGCCAUCACGUUUCUCAGCGUUGGUUUCGGUGACAUCGUACCGAACACGUACUGUGGUCGAGGAAUAGCAGUUUCCACCGGAAUGAUGGGAGCAGGUUGUACGGCUUUGCUCGUCGCUGUUGUUUCCAGAAAACUGGAACUUACAAGGGCGGAGAAGCACGUUCACAACUUCAUGAUGGACACGCAGCUAACGAAAAGGUUAAAAAAUGCCGCAGCAAAUGUGUUACGAGAAACGUGGUUAAUCUAUAAGCACACACGCCUAGUGAAACGCGUUAAUCCUGGCCGUGUUCGAACGCAUCAACGAAAGUUUCUACUGGCAAUAUACGCACUGAGAAAAGUGAAAAUGGAUCAACGAAAGCUAAUGGACAAUGCCAAUACGAUAACGGACAUGGCCAAGACGCAGAACACGGUCUACGAAAUAGUCUCGGAUAUGAGCACGCGACAGGACGGGCUAGAGGAGCGGCUUGUUAGCCUGGAGGAUCGGUUGGUCGGUCUUGAAGAGAAAUUGAGCACGUUGCAGAGCCAAUUGGAGAUGCUACCGGAGGAGCUGACGCGGUGCCUAGCGCAACAUGCCGAGCGUAUGGAGCAGAGACGCAACUUCCUGCACCCGGACACGGCGGUUGCGAUGGCGUCUUCCGGCGGUGCCGGUGGUGGCGUCUCCGCCGGUAACAGCCUCGGCUUGGGCAUGUCCCAUGGCGUUUUGGCUGGCGGCAACGCCUCCGGUCAUCAUCCCUUGGCAAAUUUAGCGAACUCGCCGUCCCUCCUGCCGCAUUCGAGGAGCGUACCCAGCGGACCGAGUGCACCAAGCACCAUGUCUCUUCAUCCUUGGCCGGUGAGUCCGGUCCUACCACCUGUGUCUAGUCGUACGCCUCAUCUCGUCCCGGAGACUGGUCGACAUCAUGGCCACUCUACCGUCGUCGCUACGAUCCCGAGCAGCAGCACGCUGACGGCGGCAGCAACGGCGACAGCCGCAGCGGCAGCGGCGGCGGCGGCAGCGGCAGCGGCGGCGGCAGCGGCGACGACAACAACGAUGACGACGAUGAUGACCACAACCUCGCAAUCGACCACCAGGUUAACCUCCCAAGCCGGCAUGGGUGGACUCGGCAAUAGCCAAGGCUCGGACACAUCCGCGCACAGCUGAGUUUCGUCUCUGCAGCCGCAGCAUUCUUACUAAACGGGGAUCCUUCGAGAAUAUCUCCCUCUCUCUUUCUCUCUCUCUCUCUCUCUCUCUCUCUCUUUCUCUCCCUCCUUUUACCCUUGAUUCUCUCAAAUACUCUCAUUUCCUUAUAACAAACGGACGAUCUCAUCGUCUUAUUCCUUGAGAGAAAAAAAUCUCGAUGAAAACAUCCUCCUUCAUGACGGGUCCAAUCCUUUUACUGAUUGACGUUGCCUAUUCGCCUAAAUAAUGCAAAAGGACGGAAGUGUUUCUAUCGAUCGAUCGAUCGAUCGACCUUACGAGAGACGAGAGAGAAGUGGUGCGGUUAUCGCCUAAGCGCGAACCGAUAAAGAGAACGGGAGGAAACUCGAGGCCGGUUUCUCUUCCAAUCUGCUGCUGCUGCUGCUGCUGCUGCUGCGUGCUGCUACUCUGCCCAACUUGCGUGCCUGAAAACUUUUUUUCUUAUCGAUAUAAAUAUAUAUUCGACACAGCACGGAAAUGCUCCACCUUAUAUAUAUAUAUAUGUAUGUAUAUAUAUAUAUAUAUAUAUAUAUAUUAUAUAUAUUAUAUAUAUAUAUAUAAAUAUAUCUCUCUAAUACCUCGAGUCGCGUAUGCGCGGACGGGCACGAUAUUGCGUGUUUUAUUAGCUCGAAUUGGAUUGUGCAAAGUGUUGCGUUGAGGAAUACAAUGUUUCCUUUCGAGUUCGACUCGCGCUGGCUCGAGCAACUAACAAAUUUGUACGCAUUCGUAUUACCUUUCUAUCUUCUAAAGUAUUGAAAUAUAUAAUAUUUUUCUUGAAAUUUUAUAGUCCUUUAAACGACGAUAAUUAAGCCUACGUUCAAUGAAAAUACAUAUAUAACUAUACCAGCUGAUGCGCAAGUUUAUUAGAAGGAAGAAAAAAAAAAACAAUGAAAAAAAGAAAAAAAGAAGAAAAAAAAAGGAAAAAAAAAAGAAUAGAGAGAGACAAUUGUACGCAUAAUAAGAAUAUAAUAAAAGUAACCGA